AUGCUGGAGCAGGGACAGAGCACCAUGAUGUGGCUGCUCCUCACCAUCUCUUGUUUCGUGCUCAUCGCUGCAAAGUCAGAGGAGAACCCCGAGGUGUCCAUGGAUGUUGGCGAAAUUGUGCGGUACCACGGGUACCCCUACGAGGAGCACGAGGUGCUGACAGAGGAUGGAUAUUUCCUCACCCUGCAGAGGAUCCCCCACGGCAGAGGCAGCCCAGGGAGCUUCAGCCUCUCCCACAAGGCAGGGGCACCGCCAUCCAACAUGUUCUGUCCCCCUCCAAAGGCUGUGGUCCUCCUGCAGCAUGGCCUGGUGUUGGAGGGAAGCAACUGGGUCACCAACUUGCCCAACACCAGCCUGGGUUUCAUCCUGGCCGACGCUGGCUACGACGUCUGGAUCGGGAACAGCCGGGGCAACAGCUGGUCACGGAAACACCAGGAGUUUGAGUUCCACCAGCAGGAAUACUCAGCUUACAGCUUCCAUGAGAUGGCCAUGUACGACCUUCCAGCAUCCAUCAACUACAUCCUGCAGAGAACGGGGCAGGAGCAGUUGUACUACGUGGCUUACUCCCAAGGCACCACCACAGGUUUCAUUGCCUUCUCCUCCAUUCCUGAGCUGGAUCGCAAAAUCAAGAUGUUCUUCGCCUUGGCUCCCAUCACCGCCAACUCCCACAUGAAGUCCCCCCUGGUGAGGGUGUUUGACCUCCCCGAGGCGCUGAUCAAGAUCAUUUUAGGCAAGACAGUGGUCUUUGAUAAGGGUGAGGUGUUGAAGCAAGUGAUUUCCACCAUGUGCACCUACCCCAUGCUGAAGAUCGUGUGCUCUUUGGUGUUUUACCUGCCUGGUGGGUUCACCAACAGCUUGAACGUGAGCCGCAUGGAUGUGUACCUGGCCCGCUACCCUGACUCCACAUCCCUAAAAAACAUGUUGCACUGGCGCCAGCUCUACCAGACUGGAGAAUUCAAGCAUUAUGAUUAUGGCAGUGACAACGUGCUUCACUACAACCAGAGCACUCCUCCCUUCUAUGAGCUGGAGAACAUGAAAACCCCGCUGGCUGCCUGGUAUGGGGGCAAGGACUGGAUCUCAGCCCCCGAGGACGUGAACAUCACCCUGCCCCGCAUCUCCAACGUGGCCUACAAAAAGUACAUCCCUGAAUUUGUCCACUUUGACUUCCUCUGGGGCAAGCAGGUCUACGAGCAGGUAUACAAAGAAAUGCUUGAUCUGAUGGAGAAGGGUGCCUAG
Messenger RNA from Melozone crissalis (California towhee), 1236 nucleotides. Its product is annotated as lysosomal acid lipase/cholesteryl ester hydrolase-like. NCBI's taxonomy places the organism in Eukaryota, Metazoa, Chordata, Aves, Passeriformes, Passerellidae. Gene Ontology annotation, molecular function: hydrolase activity, acting on ester bonds. The transcript is spliced from 11 exons. The record is from RefSeq and is a predicted model, not a curated record. The coding region runs from base 1 to 1236 and encodes 411 amino acids. Gene Ontology annotation, biological process: lipid metabolic process.